Molecule: messenger RNA, 714 nt
Organism: Rhagoletis zephyria (snowberry fruit fly)
Lineage: Eukaryota; Metazoa; Arthropoda; Insecta; Diptera; Tephritidae
Source: RefSeq, a predicted model, not a curated record
GAUCCUGCCAUUACUAAACGCCUCAGCAAAGGCAUGCUCUGUGAAGAGAGUGUUAUGAAUAGCGAUGCAUAUAAAAACUUGUUCGGCGGCAGACUAAGACAGCUGGCGCUCAAUGCAGCGAAUUGGCCUGGCUUUGAAAAGAUCUCACAAAAGCUGCUCAAUUUUUAUGAUAAUUUCAACGCGAUAUGCGCGCGUUUGGCCGAAUAUCGCCAAGGCGAUCGUAUUAUUGUGAUGAAUCAUGGCGACCUAUGGACCACAAACUUCAUGUAUGCCUAUGACGAUUCCAUGCAGCCGCAUAAGCCGACGCGCGCUGUGUUUGUGGACUUUCAGCUAAACUUCUAUGGCAGCCCUGCGUGUGAUCUGAAUUUUCUAUUUAAUACAAGCAUACGUCUGGAGUUGCUCCGAGAUCGACGCGAAGAUUUAAUAAAUGUUUACUUUAAAACAUUCACGGAUACACUAGAGUUUCUUAAUCACGACAACAUACCGACUCUGGAGGAUCUGAGGUAUGAGUUGCGCGCACGCGAACUUUAUGGUCUGUUCGCAUUGUUUGGUUUCCUGCCAAUGGUUACUCUGCCGAGGGAAUUGUCCACGGACAACAGUAUUGAAAAAAUGAUGGAUGAGAACUUUGCUCGGCAAAAGUUCGAGAUGGUUUUUGCGCAAGAACGUUUACAAGCGCAAGUUAAAUACGCUCUACGGCGUUUGGAUGAUUUNGAU